Fonsecaea erecta is the source of this 4317-nucleotide messenger RNA. RefSeq lists its product as hypothetical. Gene Ontology annotation, cellular component: nucleus. The record is from RefSeq and is a predicted model, not a curated record. The coding region runs from base 1 to 4317 and encodes 1438 amino acids. Lineage: Eukaryota; Fungi; Ascomycota; Eurotiomycetes; Chaetothyriales; Herpotrichiellaceae. The transcript is spliced from 3 exons. Gene Ontology annotation, biological process: positive regulation of transcription by RNA polymerase II. Gene Ontology annotation, molecular function: DNA binding; ATP-dependent chromatin remodeler activity; histone binding.
AUGACUUCCGUUCAGUCUGCGCCUGCAAUGCAGGCCAAUGUCCCCUCACUCCCGCCCAAUCUUUCCCAAGCCCAGGUGCAGGAAGUUUAUCAGAAAUUCCAGCGCAUGAAGGCCCAAAAUGUCCCCGAAAACGAUCCUGAGUACUUGAAGGCUUAUCGAUUUCUCACUGCUGUCCAGCAACAGCAGAAUUACCGCAAGUUGCAGGCUCAAAAGCAGGCACAACUCCAGGCCCAGCAAAUGCAGGCUGCCCAAAAAGCCCAACACCAGUCGCAACCACAGUUGAGCCAACAUCCCGGACUACAGGUCAAUGGAAAUGCCAACCCGCCGACCACAAAUGGGACCAGCAAUGGUCAACAACAAGACUCAGCAGGCGCGGUGGUCAACGGAGCGACCUCCUCCACGCCGAGCGCUACCCCCGGACCCAACUCAGAACAAGCUGUGGGUGCACAAGCGCAGCGCGCUCCUACCCAGUCGAGCGGCAGCUUCACAGCGGAACAGCUCAACUUAUUGAGAACCCAAAUCUACGCUUUUAAGACCCUGUCAAAGCAUCAGCCUUUGCAUCCUAGAAUACAGCAGCAACUCUUCCCCUCCCUGAAGCAACCGACUGCCGCGCCGACGGAUGGCGUCCCUUCCGGUGAUAAAGUGGCAGACGGUGCUGUUGAGGCGAAGGAGGACGGUGUUUCGACCGAAGUUGCUCGACCGAAAUCUUUCUUCGAAACGUAUCAGUCGCCGUACGACCUUCUCUUCAAGGCGAUCAGUUUCGCAGAUCAUGCUCAGCGAUCCAAGCGCCAGAAAAUCCCAAGCAUCCUGCCUAUUGGCCUCGACACAGAUCAAGUUCGAGAAGAGCAAGAACGACUGCUGUACAACCGUAUCCAAGCUCGAAAGGCUGAGUUGGCAGCACUCCCUGUCAACAUCGCGGCUUGGGAUACUAGUAAAUCUGUCGAACCCGUCGCUGAUGAUUCUCUUAAAGUCAAAGCAUUAAUCGAGUACAAGAAGCUGUGUUUGCUCCAGAAACAGCGAGACUUCCGCCGCGAAAUCCAGCAGGAACUUUUUUAUUACGACAACCUGGCAAUGUCAGCUAACCGAUCAAUGCACCGUCGGAUGAAGAAGCAGUCACUCCGUGAGGCACGCAUCACUGAGAAACUCGAGAAACAGCAACGCGAUGCCAGAGAGAACAAGGAAAGGACUCGACAAACGAACCACUUGCAGUCCAUUGUCUCUCACGCCCAAGAUAUCAAGAAUAAUGCCCUCGGUCAACGCUCGCGCAUUCAGAAGCUUGGUCGUAUGAUGGUUACUCAUCAUCAGCACAUGGAGCGUGAAGAACAGAAGCGCAUCGAACGAACCGCGAAGCAGCGUCUGCAGGCAUUGAGGGCCAACGACGAAGAGACAUACCUGAAGCUCCUCGGCCAGGCCAAAGAUUCUCGCAUUACACACCUUCUCAAGCAGACGGAUGGUUUCUUGAAGCAGCUGGCUGCCUCUGUCAGACAACAACAAAGAAGUGCAGCAGAGAAAUGGGGCGAAGACAAGUAUUUGGACGAGGAGGAUGAAGAGGAGGGCGACUCGGAAGAUGAGGAAGGACGUGGCAAGGUGGAUUACUAUGCCGUCGCUCAUCGAAUCAAGGAAGAGGUCAACGUCCAACCGUCAAUCCUGGUAGGAGGCACUUUGAAAGAGUACCAGCUCAAAGGUUUGCAGUGGAUGAUUUCACUGUUCAACAACAAUCUGAACGGUAUCUUGGCCGACGAAAUGGGUCUGGGAAAGACUAUCCAAACCAUCAGUUUGAUCACCUACCUGAUCGAGAAGAAGCGCCAAACCGGGCCAUUUUUGGUUAUUGUACCUCUCAGCACCCUCACCAACUGGAACUUGGAAUUUGAGAAAUGGGCCCCCUCUGUCAGUCGCAUCGUGUACAAAGGCCCGCCAAACAGCAGGAAGCAGCAACAAAUGAGGAUUCGACAAGGUAAUUUCCAGGUCUUGCUAACCACGUACGAAUAUGUCAUCAAAGACCGCCCUGUGUUGAGCAAGAUCAAAUGGGUGCACAUGAUCGUUGACGAAGGUCACCGUAUGAAGAACUCCCAGUCGAAGUUGAGCAGCACCAUCACUCAGUACUACACCACGAGAUACCGAUUGAUCUUGACCGGUACUCCGUUGCAAAACAACUUGCCCGAAUUGUGGGCCUUGCUCAAUUUCGUGUUGCCCACGAUCUUCAAAUCAGUCAAGUCUUUCGACGAAUGGUUCAACACUCCAUUUGCAAACACCGGCGGACAAGACAAGAUGGAGCUGAGCGAGGAAGAGCAGCUUCUGAUUAUUCGCCGCCUGCACAAGGUCUUGCGGCCUUUCUUGCUCCGUCGUCUCAAGAAAGACGUGGAGAAGGACCUUCCUGACAAGCAAGAACGAGUCAUCAAAUGUCGCUUCUCGGCUCUCCAGACCAAGCUUUAUAUGCAAUUGAUGACGCACAACCGACUGGCUGUAGCUGAUGGCAAGGGUGGCAAGACCAGCAUGCGCGGUCUCAGCAACAUGUUGAUGCAGCUGAGGAAACUGUGUAAUCACCCUUAUGUCUUUGAACCGGUGGAAGACCAGAUGAAUCCCGGCAGAGGGACGAACGAUUCCAUCUGGAGAACAUCUGGUAAAUUUGAGCUUCUCGACAGGAUCCUGCCCAAGUUCCGCGCCACCGGCCAUCGUGUGUUGAUGUUCUUCCAGAUGACUCAGAUCAUGAACAUCAUGGAGGAUUUCUUGCGGUACCGCGGCAUACAAUAUCUCCGACUUGACGGUGCCACCAAAGCUGAAGAUCGAUCUGAACUGCUGCGGGUAUUCAAUGAACCAGGAUCACCGUACUUCUGCUUUCUGUUGUCUACACGCGCAGGUGGUCUAGGCUUGAAUCUUCAAACAGCAGAUACCGUCAUCAUCUAUGACUCAGACUGGAACCCUCACCAGGACUUGCAGGCCCAGGACCGUGCUCAUCGUAUUGGACAGAAGAAUGAAGUGCGCAUUCUGCGUCUCAUCAGCUCGAACUCCGUGGAGGAGAAGAUUCUGGAACGCGCUCAAUUCAAGCUUGACAUGGACGGCAAGGUCAUCCAGGCCGGUAAAUUUGACAACAAAUCCACCAACGAAGAGCGAGAGGCGUUCCUCAAGACCUUGCUUGAAGCUGCAGAAGCCGCGGAACAAGUGGGGGAUUCGGAGGAAAUGGACGACGACGACCUGAACGAGAUCAUGGCUCGCACGGAAGAUGAGUUGGUCUUGUUCAAGAAAAUGGACAAGGACCGUGAAGAGACCGACCAGUAUGGGCCCGGGCGACCCCUUGCACGUUUGAUGGAAGAGAGCGAGCUGCCCGACAUCUACGUGGCUGAAGACAAUCCGGUUCAAGAAGAAGUCGAAGAGUACACUGGUCGCGGUGCCCGUGUCAAAACACAAGUCAAAUAUGACGACGGUCUUACUGAAGAACAAUGGCUUGCCGCAGUUGACGAUUCAGACGAUUCGAUUGGUGAGGCGGCCAAACGCAAACAGGCGCGGAUUGAGAAGAGACGCACCAACAAACUCAAACGCGAGCGCGAAGCCGCUGGCGGUGCAUCGUCGCCGGAGCCGGAACAGGAGAGCUCUGAAGAGGAGCCUCCCCCGAAGAAGAAGGGCCCUGGACGGAAGUCAGCGGGACAGAAGCGCAAAGCCGAGGAGAUUGAGGAGGAGACACCAGCAACCAAGCGGAAGAGAGGGAAGCAAGGCAACAAGCCUGCUGUCGACUCGCUGAGCAGUUCGGAGCGGUCAGCCCUCCAAAAAGCUCUCAAGGCUGUGUUUGCGUCUAUCAAGGCCCUCGAGGUACCGGACUCGGAGUCGGAGCAGCAAUCUGAGGAUGAGAGCGACGACGAACCGCCCACCAGAUUGAUCAUCGGACCGUUCCUCGAGCUGCCGCCGAAGAAAGUAUAUCCGGAUUAUUACAGCUUCAUCACGGAACCCAUUGCCAUGGACAUUAUUGAGAAACGUAUCAACAGCCACCAAUAUACCAGCCUCAAGGAAUUUCAGAGUGAUAUUGCGCUCCUGGCGAAGAACGCCAAGACGUACAACGAGGACGGUAGUAUGCUGUACAACGAUGCAAUUGCCAUUGAGAACCACUGCAACGAGAUGGUAGCCAAAUACAUUGCAGAAAACCCGAUCCUCGGAGAUCGAGGGUUUGCAGACGGCGAUUCCACUGCAGCCGGCUCUGCUGCGGGAACGCCUCGAGCAUCCGUGGCACCAGCUGGCGGGACAAAGCUGAGACUAACAUUGGGCUCCAGCAGUAAUGGGGUUGCGACUAAUGGUACUACCAGCGGAGCAGCGAGCGGAGCGGAAUGA